UUCACUUCUCAUGACUGUACUGUACUGUACUGUACUGCUACUCUUCUUCUAUCCACACCUUAAUUACAUAUAUUUAUUACAAUUAACAUUUCUUCCCCAAUCCAUCAUAGUUUUUGGCCAUGGAUUCUGCAGCUUGGCCCCAAAUCCUCCAUGAUUCUAACCUAAUUGUAUUCCUAUCCUUAGCAACAAUCAUGUCGUUCAUCUUUUUCAUCGUCCUCCGAUUCGCUGGAACGAGGGUUUCUUGCGGCUGCGACAUCUGCCAAGAUUAUCUGAAAUCCACCUGGACCGACCAGUUCCUUAAUCUCUCCGAUUGGUACACACACCUGCUGAUCAAAUCCCCAACCCGCACGAUCCAUAUCCACGUUCUAAACAACACGAUCACUGCCAAUCCCGACAACGUUGAGUACAUGCUCAAGACAAAUUUCGAUAAUUUCCCCAAAGGAAAGCCCUUUUCUGCGAUUUUGGGGGAUUUCCUCGGACGAGGGAUUUUCAACGUUGACGGAGAUUUAUGGAGAUUUCAGAAGAAAAUUGCGAGCCUUGAACUGGGCCGGGUCUCGGUUCGGGCUUACUUUUUCGAGGUGGUCAAUCACGAGGUUCAUCGCCGGCUGCUGCCUCUGCUGGAAUCGGUUUCGAUUUCGGACGAGGUUGUCGACUUGCAGGACGUGUUCAGAAAAUUCUCGUUCGACAGUAUUUGCAAAUUCUCGUUCGGAUUAGACCCCAGGUGUCUGGAACUGUCGCUGCCGCUGUCGGAAUUCGCCGCCGCCUUCGACGCAGCGUCGAAGCUGUCGGCUCAGAGAGCCACGUCGGCAUCGCCGAUCGUAUGGAAAAUCAAAAGAAUUUUCAACAUAGGAAGCGAGAGGACGCUCCAGGAGGCGAUCGGGACCGUCCGAUUAUUAGCUCGUGACAUCAUCACACAACGCCGGAAACUAGGAUUCUCCGACCAGAAGGAUCUCCUGUCGAGAUUUAUGAGCAUUGUCGGAGACGAAGAUUUUCUGAGGGAUAUCAUCAUAAGCUUCUUGCUGGCAGGCCGCGACACCGUAACCUCCGCCCUUACAAGCAUUUUCCGGCUGCUUGCCCUCCACCCGGCGGCGGAGGCGGCGAUCCUGGAAGAAGCCGACAAGGUUCUAGGACCCUAUCAAUUAGGGCUGACAAACUACCAUCAAAUUCUGAAUCUUCAUCAGCUGAAUGCGGCGGUGUACGAGAGCAUGAGAUUGUACCCACCCAUCCAAUUCGAUUCGAAAUUCUGUCUGGAAGAUGAUUUAUUGCCUGAUGGGAGCUUUGUAAGAAAAGGAACUAGGGUUACUUACCACCCCUAUGCAAUGGGUAGAAUGGAAGAAAUUUGGGGGUCCGAUUGCUCGAAAUUCAGACCCGAAAGAUGGCUGAGAAAUGGGGUUUUCUUCCCUGAUCCGAAUCCGUUUAAGUAUCCAGUUUUUCAGGGUGGGGUUAGGGUCUGUUUGGGGAAAGAAUUGGCACUUUUGGAGCUGAAGACAGUGACGAUUUCAUUGCUGCGACGAUGUCGUUUUGAGAUGGUCCUAUCUGAGGAAUCUCCCAGGUUUUCUCUGGGGCUAACGGCUACUCUUCGGGACGGGCUUCCAGUUCGGGUUCGGGCUCGGUGACUGACAACAAAAAGAUCCGUCCAGUACUAUAGUUGUAGUAGUACUUUCAGUAAAGCGAAAUGAUUUGCAUGUGAAUAUUAAUUAAUUUAUUCCUAGUCUAGUCUAGUGUGUAUGUAUAUGUGUAUAUUGAUUGGGGACGUACGUGUUUAUAUAUAUAUAUGUGUGUGUGUGUGUGUGUGUUGGAUGCAUGGAUAAUUUUAGUGUUGUUGAAAUUUAAUUUAAGCAAAUGUUAGAAAAGUUUGUUAUUGAA
Molecule: messenger RNA, 1866 nt
Organism: Andrographis paniculata
Lineage: Eukaryota; Viridiplantae; Streptophyta; Magnoliopsida; Lamiales; Acanthaceae
Product: cytochrome P450 94C1-like
Exons: 1
Coding region: 120-1616 (498 amino acids)
Molecular function (GO): monooxygenase activity; iron ion binding; heme binding
Source: RefSeq, a predicted model, not a curated record